This is a messenger RNA of Fusarium sp. VM40, 1137 nucleotides long. NCBI's taxonomy places the organism in Eukaryota, Fungi, Ascomycota, Sordariomycetes, Hypocreales, Nectriaceae. The record is from the annotation of a GenBank genome assembly.
AUGUCCUCACCUAAGACGCCCGAAGUUGCCGAGUCCACGAUCGUGGUUAUCGGUGCUGGGAUCAUCGGCUUGACCAGCGCCCUCAAGAUCCAACAACUCGUUGCCGAAUCUCCAUCAACUCAAUCAACAUCUGUCCUCCUUGUCGCCAAAGAAUGGCCAACUUCAAUUCCUGGAGCUCCGAUCACUCACUCGGCCGAUUAUGCUUCCAUGUGGGCUGGCGCUCACGUCCGCCCCAUCCCCGCAUCAACGCCCCAGCUCCGCCGUGAAGCCAAGUGGCUGAGGCAUACAGUCGCUGAACUUGAGGAGCAUCUCCAGAGCGAACCUGGAUGCGGUAUCAGACGCCUUCCGGGUAUCGAGUACCUGGAGGACCCACCCGUUGAGUAUGUGCAACAAGAUGCCCAGAGCUUCGCCGAUGAGACUGGUUUGCCAGGUUAUCGAAAGUACGAAGCUCACGAGCUCCCGAAUGGUGCGAAACUUGGAUAUGAGUAUGAGACAUAUUGCAUCAAUGCUCCAUUGUAUAGCGCCAGUUUGCUUCGCAAGUUCAUUGUCCAAGGUGGAAAGACAGUGCAAAGGGAUCUCAAGAGCGAAUGGGAGGCCUUCAUCUUGGCACCCAACGUCAAGCUUGUGGUGAAUGCGAGCGGCAUGGGAUUUGGAGACGAGAAGUGUUUCCCUAUCCGAGGCCAGACGGUUUUAACCAACCUCACCGCCGCGGAGAAAACCAUCACGACGCAAAAGAAGGAUGGAACAUGGAGCUUUAUCAUCCCUCGAUCUUUCAACGGAGGAACAGUCAUCGGCGGGACAAAAGAGAUGGGCAACUGGGAACUCGAAGCUUCUCAAGAGACACGCACUCGUCUAUUGGAAGCCGCACAGUCGAUGAUCCCUCAAGCCUGUGGCCAGAACGAAAGAUCUGGGUCAUUGAAGGUUAUCAAAGAUGUUGUCGGACGAAGGCCAGCUCGUGAGGACGGCAUGAGAGUGGAGACAGAAGCCAAGGAUACCACCUGGGGUGUCAAGCACGUUGUUCACGCCUAUGGAGCUGGCGGACGUGGAUAUGAACUAUCUUGGGGUGUUGCAAGUGAAGUGGCGGACCUUACAAGAAAAGUUCUUUACUUGAAGGACACUAUUCAACCGAAGUUGUAG